Gallus gallus (chicken) is the source of this 2404-nucleotide messenger RNA. RefSeq names its product zinc finger protein 135-like (gene ZNFB2). Gene Ontology annotation, biological process: regulation of transcription by RNA polymerase II. Gene Ontology annotation, molecular function: RNA polymerase II cis-regulatory region sequence-specific DNA binding; DNA-binding transcription factor activity, RNA polymerase II-specific. Bases 1 to 1884 code for a protein of 627 amino acids. NCBI's taxonomy places the organism in Eukaryota, Metazoa, Chordata, Aves, Galliformes, Phasianidae. The transcript is spliced from 4 exons. The record is from RefSeq and is a predicted model, not a curated record.
AUGCGCGGGGUGCGCCGUGAGGGCAACGCGCAUGCGCAGAGUCCUCCGUUGAGAGCCGGGAAGAGCGCUCGGAGGUCGCUGUGUGCAGCCGUCAGUCCGUCCCUGAUCGUUAAGGUUGGAAAAGGCCUCCAGAGACCCCCAAUUCCAGCCGAAUUCCCCAUUUCCAAACCCAACCCGCUGUCCCACAGGGAUGAACCCACAGCCCUGGAUCUCCACGUACCCAAGGACACCCCGCUGGGAGACAACAGAGCAGCGCAGGAACCCCAUCAAGAAGCCCCCAAAGCGACCAAACCCACAGAGGGUCCUCCCUGCGGCCCUACAAAGGGCAGGAGCAGGGAACCACCACGCCUCCACCAAACCCAACCCGGCACCACGUGUGCUGAAUGCGGGAAGAGCUUCAGCCACAAAUCAGCCCUGGUGAAACACCAAAAAAUCCACUCCGGCGACCGCCCUCACGGCUGCCCCCACUGCGGCAAAGCCUUCAUCCAACGCUCCGACCUCACCAUCCACCAACGGGUGCACACGGGCGAACGGCCCUACGUGUGCCCCGACUGCGGGCGGCGUUUCAGCGUCAGCUCCUCUCUGCUCACCCACCAACGCACCCACAUUCCCGGUAGGGAGAAACCCAACCGCUGCCCUCAGUGCGGCCGCAGCUUCGCCGACGCGGCGGGUCUGGAUCGGCACCUAAAGAGCCAUCUGGGGGGCAAACCCUACGAGUGUGGGGUCUGCGGGAAGGCUUUUGCCUGGAGUUCCCAUUUGGAGAGGCAUCGGCGCAUCCACACUGGUGAGAAACCCUUCCAAUGUGCCCAAUGCGGGCGGGCAUUCGCCUGGAGCUCCCACCUCGACCGCCAUAUGCGCACCCACGUGAUGGUGGAGGAAGAGGAGGAGGAGGAGGAGGAGGAGGAGGGUGGGGAGGAUGAAGGCCUUCCUCCUCCACCCCAGAAAUGCGCCGAUUGCGGGAAGCGGCUCAACCACCAGACGGACCCCCAGCGCUUCAAGCAUAAGGGGACCCAAACGUCACCCACUGGGGGUGAGGAUGGGCCCUCUGUCACCCCAGUGUCACCAAACGGAGAUGGGCCCUCCAUCACCCCAAUAUUCCCAACUAGGGAUGAGGAUGAGCCCUCCAUCACCCCAACAUCAACUGGGGAUGAGGACAGGUCCUCCAUCACCCCAACAUCAAGCAGGGAUGAGGAUGGGCCUUCCAUCACUCCAACAUCAACUGGGGAUGAAGACAGGUCCUCCAUCACCCCCAUAUCCCCAACCAGGGAUGAGGAUGGGUCUUCCAUCACCCCAACCUUCCCAACGGGGGACGAGGACGGGCCCUCCACGUCCCCAUCCCCAUUUGAGCAGCGCAGCACACCCCUCACGCAGACCUCCGACCUCAAACACUGUCGCGUCCACCCCACCGAGCGGCCCCACCGCAAACAUCGCUUCCAACGGAGCCCAGCGUUGUCCAAACACCCACAAACCCACCCUGAACCCCACGCUGAGGAACCCACCGUGAAGCCAUCGCACCCAUGCGGGGCGUGCGGGAAGACCUUCGGUUGGCUCUCCCAUUUGGAACGGCACUGCCGCGUCCACACCGGGGAGAAACCAUUCCGUUGUGGGCAAUGCGGGCGGGCAUUCACUGUCAGAUCCCACCUGGAGAGGCACCGAAGGCUGCACCGUGGGGAGAAGCCCUACUGGUGCGGGCUGUGUGGGAAGGGCUUUGCGUGGAGCUCCCAUCACGACCGGCAUCGGCUCACCCACACGGGUGAGAAACCCUUUUCUUGUGCCCAAUGUGGGAAAGGCUUCGGGCGCAGCUCACACCGCAACCGGCACCAGCAUGCCCAUAUGGAGAGGCACCCCGGUCAGCCCGAGCGGGGCACGCAGCCGUGCCCAUAGCACGGGGUGAGGGGACACAGCCCUGCUUCCCUGCUGCCUUCCUGCCCUCCCCCACAGCAGCCCUGGGUGCCGCCGCUGCCCCCCAGCUCCUGAGGUAGGGGUGGGGAUUUGUAGGGGGGGGCUCAGAGCCAACCCUGCAUCUUUAGGGUCACCCCGCAGCUGGAGCGGGGAUGGGUUGCUGCCCCCUCCUCCACGCUGGGUGUUAAGGGGAUGUUUUGAUGUCCAGGAUGCUGUCAGGGUGGGGGUCAGGAUGGAAUGGGGUGGGUGGAGAGGUGUGGGUGGGUCUGGGGGGGUCACCAAGCACGGCAGGGAGACUUCACCCCAUGGCUCUCCCCAUCGUCUGCCCCACAGCACGGGGUUGGGUGUGUGGGACCCCUUGGGGGGAAGGAAGGAGGAUUGUGGAGACGAACGGCUCAGAAACACCCUGGGGGCCCCCAUGGGCCCCCCAAACACCGCUCGGGUCGGGCUGUGGGUUUGGGCUGCCGGGACGGUAACCCAAUAAACAGAACUUCACCAGAAA